This is a messenger RNA of Closterium sp. Yama58-4, 4065 nucleotides long. The record is from the annotation of a GenBank genome assembly. NCBI's taxonomy places the organism in Eukaryota, Viridiplantae, Streptophyta, Zygnematophyceae, Desmidiales, Closteriaceae.
AUGGGGAAGGCUGGGAACGAGAGGAGAGGCGGCAGCAGCAGCGAGGCGAGCGGAGGGCUGACAGGGGAGCAGGAUAGGGGGAGCAGGGGGGGCGAGGAAGCGGAGGAGGACGGGGAGAAGGAGCAGAGGAGGCGGAGUGGCGGAGGGCGGAGGGGAGCAUCGGUGGUGAACAGGGGGGCGUGGACGGCGGAGGAGGAUGAGCGGCUGGCGGCGCUGGUGGCGGUGCACGGGGCGAAAAACUGGAGCGUCAUCGCUGCUGGUAUCCCUGGCAGGCCGGGGAAGAGCUGCCGACUCAGGUGGUGCAACCAGCUGGACCCGGCGUUGAGGCGAGGCCAGUUCACGGUGGAGGAGGAUGCGCGCAUCAUCACAGCGCACGCCAUCCACGGCAACAAGUGGGCCCUCAUCGCCAAGAACCUUCCCGGACGCACGGACAACGCCAUAAAGAACUAUUGGAACUCCGCCAUGCGCCGCAAGUACCCUCUCCUGCGCGGCCUCUCCACGCCCCCUCAAGGCCCCCCACACUCCGCCCAGGCCCACUCCGCACAGUCCCACUCCGCCUCGCCCUCCCACCCUGCACCAGCGCAGCCCCAGCCCUCCCACGCGCCCGCCCUCCCCUCUGGCAACCAGCAGGGGGGAGAGGAGGGCGCGUACGAGCGGGCAGUGCGGUUUGUGGCGGGCGUGCAGGCGAGGGGCGUGGCGGCGCUGGUGGAGGAGGUGGAAAGAGUCAGGGAGGAGGAGGGCGUGGGGCGCAUCCGCAAGAUCCUGGAAGGUUCGCCCCUGGGUGAUGCGGCGCUGCUGCAGGCGGACGCGGGAAUUAUGGAGAGGGAGGUGGGUGUAAGCGAGGGAGACGAGAGGGAAGAAGGAAUGGCCGAGGAGAGCGAGGAGUGGGGGGAUGGAGAGCAGCAGACGGUGCAGGGAGCAGGGGAAUGGGAGACAGUGCAGGGGGAGGCGAGGGUAGGGGGGUGGAGGGCGAGUGAGGCGAUAGAGGGGGGGAGAGGAGUGAAGCAGGAAGUAGAGGAGGGGGUGGAUGGCAUAGAAGAUUAUAGAGGGAUGGAAGAGGAGGGUGGAUUGUGUGCUCCGGAGCUACACGCCUCAACAGCAUGUGCUCUCCCUCCGCCCCUGGCACAGUGUGACGUCGUGCCUUUUGCCAGCCAGACUGCCGCCAACAUCAGCCAUGCGACCCAUGCGACGAGGGCGAGUGGUGGCAGUGACAGCACGCACGCUGGGGGCGUGCCUGUGGAGGCUCAUGAUGCGGAUGACUUAGUUCCACACAGUGCGGGUGGGAGCAGCAGCAGGAAAAGGCGGUAUGAGGCCUGCUGUGCGGAUCAUGUGGGCGCUCGUGCUGCCCACGGUGCUGCUGCUACUGGCGGUGGUGGUGGUGCUGCUGCCACGAGUCAGCACAGCGCCCUCACCUGCCACUUUGACCGCCGCCCUCGCUUCCGAGUGUCACCCACUGCCCUCCCUGUCACCUCGUCUGUGCCUGCACCCACUGCUGCUUCGCCUCCACUGCUGCCGCCUCCCACCCUUCCCACCACCACCCCUACUGUUACCACCUCCUCCCUCCCUCUCUCACACACCUCUCAAGGCGCCACCCAGCAGACACACACACCGUCACCAUCACCACCCUCCCCACCACUCACUCCCUCUUGCCCUCCCUCCCUCACUCACCCCCACCACCACCAUUCCCUCGCCCCUCCACAUCUCUCCUCGCGCUUUUCAUUCGCCACUCUCCCCUCCGGCCUCUCCCACUCCUCUCUCCUCCCUGCCACCCACACUCCCUCCCUUCUCCAGCCCUCCCAACCAUCCAAUCCUCCCACACCCCUUACUGCCCAGCCACUCCCGCUUGACCGAGCCUCAGGUCCUGGUUCGGGUGAAAGCGGCCUGGUAGGUGCAGGACAGGCGGCAGCAAAACAUGGUGGCGGUGGCAUGAGGGGCGGUGGAGGAGGGGACGGGAGCAUGAGGGGGGUGGGUUUGGGGGCAUUUCAGCUGGGGAAGGUGUUUACUGCAGUGCAGGUGACAGGGGGCGAUGAGAGCUUGUGCACGCACAGGGGGUGUGAGGCCGAUGAACAGUGUAAGGCAGCCGCGAGACAAGGGGAGAGGCAGGGACAAGAAUGGGAAAAGGAAGGAGGCUGUGCAGGAGAGAGAAUUGAGAUUUCGGAGGUUACGGAGGAGGAAAGCAGAGGGCAGCAGGGGAUGGAAGUCUGUGGGUCAGAGAAAGAGAAGACCCUGUGCCCACACGGAAUAGAUAAAACCAACUCACAGCCCUUGCAGCACAGUCUGCACCCAGACACAUGCCUUGUUGGUGCAGUCCCACAGCCAAUGCAAGACUGCCACGUGGCAGGGCAGGGGCAGUGUGGGGCACGCGUGCGGCGGCACGUGCAUCGAGUAUUGGCGUCGGCAUGUGGGGUGGCCCGGCUGCUGCUGGAGGAGCUGCAAUGGCGGCACGGAAUGGUGGAGGGGCGAGCCGACGAGGAGGACGUGGAGGAGCGGUGGGGGAACGUAAGAGGAGAAGGUGGUGAGGGGCCACAGGUGGUAGAUCCGGUGGGGGAUGUGCGUUGUUGCAGUGAUGAGCGGUGCUGCUCGGUGAGCAGUGGUGCUGAGGGUGCAGCUGAGGGCAUGGCGUGCCGGCAUGUGCUGGAUGCCAUGUUGGCUGUGUGCUUCAGACUUGCUGCACCAGGGAUAGUGGCAGCGAGCGGGUCCCCCCGUGCAGCGCUGCUGCUGCUGGUGGCGUCAACGGUGUACCACGUGGUGGUGCGCGCAGGGCUCACCACGCUGUGCCUCACGCUGCUCGCCUCCUUCCUGGCCUGCGACCUGCUGCUCCUCCUCGCCUCCUCCCUCCAAGAUGACCCCGCCCAACCCGACUCGUCCCCCGCAAACCAGUCCCAAGCAAUGCUAGUGCAUCCGGACAAGCAUGGGGGGGACGAGAAGAAUGCCAUAGUGGCUUUUCAACGCCUGCAGAGCGCAUACGAGACGAGCAGCACAACAACUGGCAGGGCGGCAGCAGGGGGCAUGGAAGGGGCAGCAGGGAAAGGGGGAGGGGGGGUGGGGCAGGCAGGGGGGCCAGCAGGCGGCGAGGAGGAGGAGGGGGGGCGGCCAGUGGCAUGCACAGAGUGUGGGAUGGCGCAUGUGUGGCGCCCCGUCAACCGCCCCUGCAGCCAAGCCCGCUGGUGCCAGGAGUGUGAGAGGCACCACCCAUGCAAGGAGGGGGAUGGCUGGGUGGAACAACUUCCCCAGCCUGCCUUGUUUGGCAUGCUCUCUCUUGUCAGUGCACAUGCUGCCACACACUCUGCACUCACCAACCGACACAGCACUGCCACUCUCACAGCACUGCCACUCUCACAGCACUGCCACUCUCACAGCACUGCCACUCUCACAGCACUGCCACUCUCACAGCACUGCCACUCUCACAGCACUGCCACUCUCACAGCACUGCCACUCUCACAGCACUGCCACUCUCACAGCACUGCCACUCUCACAGCACUGCCACUCUCACAGCACUGCCACUCUCACAGCACUGCCACUCUCACAGCACUGCCACUCUCACAGCACUGCCACUCUCACAGCACUGCCACUCUCACAGCACUGCCACUCUCACAGCACUGCCACUCUCACAGCACUGCCACUCUCACAGCACUGCCACUCUCACAGCACUGCCACUCUCACAGCACUGCCACUCUCACAGCACUGCCACUCUCACAGCACUGCCACUCUCACACCAUGCUUCUUCACUCACCUCCCCUCGUGCUUCCCCAUUGCCACCGCCACCUGCCACCAUCCCACGGCCACCUGCCACCAUCCCACGGCCACCUGUCACAAUGUCAUCACCUGACUUCCUCCCUCCCCUGUGCUACCCCUGCCACAUACACCCCCUGCCGUGCGAGCAGAAGGGCCCACAGCACUUUUACACGUGCACGGACGGACAGGUCUACCGCAUCACUGACUGGGCGCGCUGCCAGGUGGGUACGGUGCUGCCAGGUGGGUUGCUCUGCUGCCAGGUGGGUUGCUCUGCUGCCAGGUGAGCUCUUGUUUUCUGCUCAAUUUUCCUCUGCUCGCUCAGCCACCUGA